AGUGGGCCAGGCUGUAUGCCGAAGCAGCAGGACACCCAGGGGCCCCGGCAAGAGGACUCCAUUUCCCAGAAUGCCUUGUCCUACCUCCUCGCAAGUUCUGGCCCCUCCCUCUUUGGAGGACUCCAUUUCCCAGAAUACCUGUUUCCUGUCUUUGUCCUCUUCUUGGCUUCUCCCCUUCCUACAGCUUCAAGGCGCACACAGAGGAAGUCUCUCCCCUCGGGGCUGCCACCCUCGGAAGCACCCCAGGGUGGCCUCGCAGCCAGAGGAAUGGCCCCCUGGACCCCGAGGCCCCCCUCCCAGGGGUCAGUAGCAUUCCAGGAUGUGGCUGUGGACUUCACCCAGGAGGAGUGGCGCCUGUUGGAUCAUUCUCAGAAAGAGCUGUACAGGGAGGUCAUGCUGGAGAAUGUGCAGAAUCUACUCUCUGUGGCAAGGGAAAGCACCAUGGCUACUAGAGCAAAAAGACCUAAGGAGCUCCUGUCCAGAGGCAGAGACUAAUUUUGAGAUGAAGGAGAUGUUUACA
Messenger RNA from Monodelphis domestica (gray short-tailed opossum), 520 nucleotides. NCBI's taxonomy places the organism in Eukaryota, Metazoa, Chordata, Mammalia, Didelphimorphia, Didelphidae. The record is from RefSeq and is a predicted model, not a curated record.